Molecule: messenger RNA, 1378 nt
Organism: Arabidopsis arenosa
Lineage: Eukaryota; Viridiplantae; Streptophyta; Magnoliopsida; Brassicales; Brassicaceae
Source: the annotation of a GenBank genome assembly
AUCAAAAAAACAUAAUCCCUAACAAUGGUGAUGGAGGCAUACAGGUCAGGUCUUGUGGCACAUCCAAAACGGACUUUAGCUGGAAAGUUCUUCACAAGUGUUUGUCCACCGUCCUUUGACAGAACAGAAAUCAUACUGCAGCAGCAAUGGAAACUUUCCCGCGGCUUCAAGGUUUUCGCUUUUGAGAAAGACGAUAUUAUCUUAUUCGAAUUCAGGACAAAGAGAGACAAGAAGAAGGUUGUAAAAGGUGGACCUUGGAACAUUGAUGGUAUCUUAUUAGUCCUCAAGGAAUGCCCACAAGACAUUUCCUUGGCUGAUAUUGAUUUCUCUGUUGCUUGCUUCUGGGUCAAGAAUUGUGGAAAACCCUCAAAGCAGAGACCUUUGACCCGUGAGUUUAAAACGCAUGUGUAUGGGCCAUGGCUGAGAUACGACCCUGAACCGGCUGGUAAGGGUUUACCUGUGAAACCGAACUACUUUGAGUUGUGUAAUGAGGUUGGUUUGGAGUACGAGGAGACACUUACUUACGCUCAAUUCUUGGUAGGGGUCGAGGUUGAUGUUAUUUACGCGAGCGAGCAUGAGUGGGGCGGCAAGAAACUGAUUCGUUCCUUGUUAAUAACCGAGUAUGAUUACUGUUUCCGGUUUCCUUGUUCCCCGACACGAGUUAUCAAAGAUGUUUUAGCGCUUGAAGUCGAUAAGAUCUCGCCUCUGGCGAGGUUGACAGCAGAGGACAAGGCCAGCAUCGUUUGUGGCUUCGUGGAUCACUUAAUGACGCAGAGGGAGACUUGGUCGAAGAAGAGAUGGGUUCCUCUCUUAGUUCGUGUCGAGAAAACAAUAUUGGUACCACCAGUGGAUAUGGAGACUAUGCUUCAAGAAGCCAAAGAUAAAGAACUUCAUGAAACCAUCAAUUCCAUGGUUAUUAAAUUGGUUGACCCAUGUUUAGAGAAGUCAGACGAUUUACUGAUGAGGAAUAUUCGAGAUGGCAUUGGUGAGGUUGGUUUGACUCAUCAGGUCCCGGAUUUUUAUAUAGAGAUGUUGAUGGGAUGGGUGAAAGACUUGAACAACUUUUCACCAAGAAGUUCCAAAUUAAAAUUGCAUCCUGAUCAUAACAAGUGUGUCACAGUGCUUGGCCUCGAUAUGGAUUUGUUUGGUACAUGUUGUGUAUGUCAAGAAGAUUUUUUCCUUGGGGAGGAAGCAACGCUUACUUAUCCUUGUUCUCAUGCUUUCCACACUUGCUGCAUUGAAGACUGGAUUCAACAAUCUCAAAAGUGUCCACUCUGCCGUCUCCAGCUUCAAGUGUUAUCGAGUCUUGAUGUGUUUAGCUAGUUUCCUAAUCCACAUAAGAAGCUCCAGUUUCUCCUAAUACAUCUUUCCAUGAUAA